GAGGCAUUCUCAAUAUAAAUACAAUAUAGAUAUGCUUGUUCAUCUUUUCUUUUUCUUUAAAAUGAAUAUUAUUGACAAAAUAAAAGUAAACAUCAGUGUAUGGAGAUUAGAACAAAAGACAAAGCGAAGGUCACUUUCGCCUGAAUUCCAAUCCAAAAGCAAGCAGUAUUACAAAGACAUUUAUCGAGAUGGGGUCUACGAUACUUAUGAUUUAAAAACGAAAAAGAAUAUGAGCAUUAUCGACUCACUAACCAAGGUUCCUUCACAUAUCGGUCGAGGGGCGAAUGCGAUAUGGAGCUUCAGUUCAAGCAACAAUAAUAAAUAAACGCCUUCUUCAGAGAUAUAUAACAAAAGAAAAUAAAACCAAUGCUCAAAUUUCUCACGGCUUUAUUUCCCCU
This is a messenger RNA of Gilbertella persicaria, 398 nucleotides long. RefSeq lists its product as uncharacterized. The transcript is spliced from 2 exons. The record is from RefSeq and is a predicted model, not a curated record. Lineage: Eukaryota; Fungi; Mucoromycota; Mucoromycetes; Mucorales; Choanephoraceae. The coding region runs from base 32 to 325 and encodes 97 amino acids.